AGGAGAUGAUGAAGGAGAGUAGCAACAAGGAUAAAGAGAAAAAGAAGACUAGGAAGGGUGAUACACCAAUAAUUAAAUAUAUGAAAACUCAGGUGAAGGGACUAAGUCACGUAUCGCUGUCAGUGGUAUGUAAAGCAGUAGCAGUAAUGUCUGAGGACCUCCUGGUAGACGUUAUACCUCAGGCAUGGGAGCUUCUGCUGGAGUUUGAUAAUGAGGUCACAGCAACGGCAGCAGUCGUAUUCAUUCUGGCAGGAGUUCGAGUCCCAGUCCACACCUCUGAUGUCAUGACACGUGAACUGACUCAUCCAGAUCCCAAUACAAGACUUAAUGCAAUUCUCAGGUUUCAAGUGUUGUGGCAAUCACGAUACCAAGCCUGGCCACGGAUGGAAGAGGGAGCUCAACUCACUUUCAAGGUUCCACCUCAUGGGAUAGAAUUCACACUUCCAUCCCCCAAGAUAGGCGUGGAGUCUCUGCCAGUGGUAGACCCUCCAUGGAUGCCUCACUUCAAGACUAAUGUGGAUGAAGUCACAGUCAACCAGAUCCAGCAUGUGAGUCUCAGUAAAGAAUAUUUAGUUUUUAAAUAUUCAGUUCAGUCUUUGAUGAAAGCAUAUUUUUUUCUUUUUCUUUUUGUAAUUUCAGAGUUUGGUGGUGAGGAGGUGGAGGCAGACGUAGGGAGGGUUGGCACUCACCACGUGGCUGUGGCACAACAACUGUUCCCCUCGUGCCUGUGCUCAGCUGUCCUCACCAUCAUUCAUCUCUUGGAUGAUCCAGCUGUUACUCCGGAUGGCAUAGCUGUCUAUGAAGCAGCUCAGCAGGUUAUCUGGUCUUGUCUGGUGGAGGACUCAGCUUUAUUCCUGAGGUUUUUUCUGGAAAAGUUAACGAGGGAACGUCAAGACGUGAUGAUUCGUCUUCUUCGUCGGUUGGUUCGCUUCAUCCCCAGACUGCCCUCUCAGGCAGCCUUCGCACUGUACAACUACAUGGUGGGUUACGUUAUGUUUUAUGUGCGGAGUCCACAAGAAGCCUCACAAGAUCACAUUGCUUCUGCUCUCUCAAUACUUUGGACAGUGGUUCCUAGCAUCCAAGGGAUCCUCUUUAAGGACAUCAAACAGAUCUUCAGGAAAGAACAGUGUGACUCUGCGCUAUUAGUAACAGCCAAUGUUCCCUCUGCCAAGAAUAUCAUUGUUCAUGGCCCAGGAGGACUUGAUGGUGGUGGUAUUCCUUCUCAGGUAACCUUUGUAUCUUUUGUCAUUUAG
This is a messenger RNA of Cherax quadricarinatus, 1253 nucleotides long. The record is from RefSeq and is a predicted model, not a curated record. Lineage: Eukaryota; Metazoa; Arthropoda; Malacostraca; Decapoda; Parastacidae.